AUGUUUGAUGGAAUCCCAAUAAUAAACUACCAACAAACAAAAGCAGUGCCAUUACUACAUUUGACUGAAAAACUGUUUCGUAACAAUGCUUUUGAUUCUUAUUUGACUCCUCAGCAAUUAAUCGUUCUAGAAUUUAUAAUAACCAUUGCAAACGAUGAAGGCAAGGUCAAAAUAUGGCAGGAACUGCUGGAAGGGAACUUAUCGUUGAAUGUUUUAAAUGAAAAUACUACCCCACCAAAACCUGAAACAACAACAGAAAAUGAUGGAUUUGGAGACUCUUCAGCUCAAUCACAUAUGAACAAUGAAGAUGAUGGUAAUGGUGGUGACGAUGAUGAUGAUUUUUCCCAAUUAGAUUUGGAAGAACUAAAACAAAGUAUCAAUGGUCCAAAUUUUAUUGGUAAUCUUUCUUUGAAAUUACGUUAUGUACUAUGGCAGUUUGCUAUAAAUGGAAAAAACCAAGACGAUGAAAUACAUUUUGAUGAUGACGAUCCAGAAUACGUGGAUGAUGAUUAUAUACUUCUGGAUGAAGAAGAUGAUGCUCUUGAUAUGGCUGAUGUUGAUAAUACUAAGAGCGAAAUCAAUGAACAAAAGAAGGAUGGACAACCUUUAGGUAACAUCGAACGUGAAGAUGGGGAUUAUGAUGAAGACGAUGAUUAUGAUAUGGAUGAGACUACUAAGUCGAAUUCACCUGCCCAACCUUUAACAGAAGAUUCAACAGAUGUCAUCCAAUUAGAAAAGGAUAGCAAUGACAAGUCGAUUCUGACUAUGAAAAUAUCAAAGGAAACUUUAACAAAACUACGACCCACAAAUAUUAACGGAAUUCUGUCUAACUGGAGAAAUAUAUAUCAUAAUUUUGAAUAUGACAAAGAGACCAUGUUAAAGCGUUUAAAACUGGAAAAAAAUAACGAACUUAUCGAAUCAGGGAAAAAUAAAAGAUCACAUAGUGAAUCUAACAAGGAGAAUUCAGAAGACACAGUCACAAAUUCUAAUGAAAAUAAAAAGGAAACGCCACCUCUUGAUUCUGAAAGUCAAGAUGAACACGAUGGUAAAAGACCUAAACAAGAUAGUGUCGGCAUUUCAUCUAACUUCGGUAUUGCUAGUUUGUCUAUUAAGCAUUUACUGUCGUCUAUUGCUGACAAUAAAUCAAAACUGGAUAUCUCAGAUUAUGAACUGAAACACUUACUGGUGGACGUACGAAAAAAUAGAUCAAAAUGGGCCUCAGAUGAGAAGAUUGGUCAAGAAGAACUAUACGAAGCAUGUGAAAAAGUCGUUUUAGAACUAAGAAAUUAUACCGAACAUUCGACCCCAUUUUUAAAUAAGGUCAGUAAAAGGGAAGCGCCCAAUUAUCAUCAAGUUAUUAAGAAGUCUAUGGACUUGAAUACUGUCCUAAAGAAAUUAAAGACAUUCCAAUAUCGUUCUAAACAAGAAUUUGUAGACGAUAUUCUUCUUAUUUGGAAGAACUGUCUGACAUAUAAUUCAGAUCCAACUCAUUUUCUAAGAGCUCAUGCAAUUGCUAUGCAAAAGAAAUCCUUACAACUAAUACCUAUGAUACCAAAUAUUACGAUCAAGAAACGGGCGGAAGUUGAAAGAGAGAUGGAAGAGAUGGAAAAAGAUAAAGAUUAUGAAGAGGAGGAGGAAGGUGAUGAGGAAGUUGCUGGAUCAGGACGGAAGGGUCUGAAUAUGGGUGCACAUAAACCUGUUAAUCAAUCUGAAAAUGAAGUUCAAGAUGCCACCACCAAAGAUAAUACACCUGCCAUAUCAGAGAAAGAUGAUGCGGCUCAACAAAGUCAUGAAGACAAGCAGAAUGGCUUGGAAGACGAUAAAGGUUCCAAAUUAGGUGGUGGAACCGAUUCUACAUCUGAAGUGAAAAAUGAACAGACUGAAAACGUUGUAAAUUCUGAUAAUGGAGACAGUAAUAGUACGUUAGAGGAUAAAAAGGAAAAGGAAAAUAGCGAAGCAACUAAAAAUGUGGAGAGUGAUCAACAGAACAAUGUUGAGGAUGAUGAAGAAGCUGAAGAAGACGAAGAUGAGGAUGAAGAUAAGGAUGAAGAGGGGAAUUACGUAAAUUCUCAGUCCUACCUUCUAGAAAGGGAUAACGAUAAAGACGAUAUUGAAAUAUCUAUUUGGAAAACACUGACCGCUAAAGUAAGGGCAGAAAUAUGUUUAAAAAGGUCGGAAUAUUUUAAGGAUUCUCAUUUGAAUGCACAAUCUGCAGCUUUGCUAAAGAAUCCAAAGAUGAUGAAACCUUUCGAUGAGCUUUUCAGUGAAUACAAAACACAAAAAGAAUUAGAACUGUAUAGCCAAAGGGUAGAACAACAAUCAAUAAUGAAGAAUAGUUUUGGUGCUGUUAUUAAAACAGAAGAUGUCGAACAAUCGACGAUUCCGAACGCAAAUAUGUUAGAAAGCUCUCUAUUUGAUAAAGGUGCAUAUGAAAUCGAUAUUGAUAAUACAACAUUCCUUCAAGAAUAUGAUACCAACAAUAUAUACCCAGAUCUUGUCUAUUCUGGUAUCGAUAAAGAGGAAAUAGACAAACAUGAGAAUGCUAUUAUCGAGUCUGUUGUAGAAGAAGGUGUGACGAAAAAAAGUGCGUACCUAAAGAACAUUAAUAAGGGUCUCACACCCAAAAUCAAUAAUAAUAUUUCGUUGAUACAACAGAUAAGACAUAUUUGUCACAAAAUUUCGUUGAUAAGAAUGUUACAGAGCCCUCAUUACAUGCAAGGUCAACGUAAUGUCAGUCCUACGGCUCUUUUGAAUGCUCAUCAAUAUAAAUAUGACGAUAUCAAUGAUGAAAUUGACUUAGAUCCUGUGUCCCAACUUCCAACUCAUGAUAGUAGGGAUAAUAAGAAGUUAAUGUGGAAGCUUAUGCAUAAGAAUGUCUCAAAAAUAUCAAUGACUAAUGGUUUUGAAACAGCAGAACCCGCUGCUGUUAAUAUGCUAACAUCCUUGGCCGGCGAGUAUUUGUCAAAUCUGAUUAAAACUGUAAAGAUCCACACUGAAAGUGACUCCCUCAACAAGAUGAAACGUGAAGAUAUAUUGAAAAUAUCUCUAUUGGAAAAUGGUAUUAGUAGACCAGAUGAUCUUUAUACCUAUUUGGAAUCUGAAUUUGGGAAAAAACCAAGAAAAUUAAAGGAUGUCAAAAUGAAAUUAGAAAACUUUUUGAAAGACUUAUUAAGGCCAACCUUGAAAGAACUUUCCGAACGUAAUUUUGAUGAUGAAAGUCAAAGCUUUUUAACCGGUGACUUUGCCACCGAACUAACUGGUGAAGAUUUUUUUGGUUUCAAAGAACUUGGUCUGGAAAAGGAAUUUGGUGUCUUAAGUUCAUCGGUUCCAUUACAACUGUUAUCUUCCCAAUUUCAAGCGACAGAUGGGGAAACGAAGGUUCAAGUCAAGAAACUGCAACCAGAAGAGUUCGAGAAAGCUCGUUAUUCAAGAAUACCGAAGGAUUAUAUUGAUUCAACUAAGUGUUCCAUGGUUCUCAAACCAUUUUUACAGAAGGCCUAUGAAAGAUCCAAAUUAUAUGCUACAAAGCCACCAAAAGGUGUUACUAUCGAGGAGAAAAUUAAGAGAAAGGAGACUAAUCUAGAUUCCCCAAGUUAUAUUCUUUUAGAAGAUGAUGAGGUCAUCGUGAAGACAAAGGGUACAGCUAGACUGAGACUUCCUCCUACUGGUAAAAUUAGUACAGCCUAUAAAAAGAAACCUAUUUCAGAUGCGUUUAUUCUUCCUGAAGAGCCUAUCGCUCCAAAGACUGAAGUGAUACCUAAGCCUCCUACAGAUAGUGAAACCGGAGGAUCAUUCGCCCUUCCUCAUGAUGAACCUAAUCCUACUUCAGACGACGCACCAGGUGCAAACAGCGCUGUAGCUGUAGACAGCAGUCUAUUAUCAGAUAUUGAUGUGUCCAAUACAGGGUCGUUUAGUCUAAGUCUUCCAAAAAUUGAGGAGAGGUAA
Molecule: messenger RNA, 3945 nt
Organism: Maudiozyma saulgeensis
Lineage: Eukaryota; Fungi; Ascomycota; Saccharomycetes; Saccharomycetales; Saccharomycetaceae
Source: the annotation of a GenBank genome assembly